This is a messenger RNA of Ahaetulla prasina, 2038 nucleotides long. It is a transcript of the gene UBE2L6, whose product is annotated as ubiquitin conjugating enzyme E2 L6. The coding region runs from base 771 to 1118 and encodes 115 amino acids. The record is from RefSeq and is a predicted model, not a curated record. Gene Ontology annotation, cellular component: nucleus. Gene Ontology annotation, molecular function: ubiquitin conjugating enzyme activity. NCBI's taxonomy places the organism in Eukaryota, Metazoa, Chordata, Lepidosauria, Squamata, Colubridae. Gene Ontology annotation, biological process: protein polyubiquitination; ubiquitin-dependent protein catabolic process. The transcript has 4 exons.
AGAAAAUGUUUAGCUUCGGCUUUAAAUACUUCGCUUCAGUUUUGGCUAGGGAGAGGAUGGCUUUAACAGGAUGCUCUCCGAUACGUGGGCUUAGAGGAGCAUCUGUCUGGACCAGGGGUCUCCAACCUUGUCAUCUUUAAGCCUGGCGGACUUCAACUCCCAGAAUUCCCCAGCCAUCAAAGCUGGUUCUGGAGACCCCUGGAGACAAAUUCUGGAGACCCCUGGGCUGGACUGUCCUAACAUCUUUUUAUACUUUGGUGCCCAGAAUGCCUCCUUUAGAGCCGGAGAGGGAUAAUUUUGAGCGGGUAACCUCUAUUUUGAAGGAAAAUGCUGGAAACGAAGGCCGACAGAGAAAAGGAGCUGUUUAGGAGCUUUCGGUUUCGUUUCCUGCUGGCUGGAAAGCUUUCCGUGGAAAGGAGGGGGGGAGGAAAUAAAACCGAACUGAAAAGCCGUUUUCAGAGAUUGUGAAGUGAUCUGUGACUCGGAUAAGCCAUAAAGCAGAUCGGCGGGCUGCUAGAUAUAAGCCGUUGCUUAUCUCUUUUUCACAAUGCCUUGAAAAUGAAAAGAAGAUUCAUUGGAUUUCAACACACAUCAUUCCUCCUUAAAUCCGGGAUGAGAGAAUUUAGAUAGCUUGAAAUGUGUCCGGCUGCUGUCAGCAUUGAUCUUGGAAUUACUUUGUGGAACUUGAUGUCAUUAAAAAAUUAAGGUUACGAUGUUUUCGGGAUAUUCAAGCAGAUGUGAACAAUAUUCUCCUUUGGAAAGGACUUUUAAUGCCGGAUAAUCCUCCAUACAAUAAAGGGGCCUUCUGGAUUGAGAUAAAUUUUCCAUGUGAGUAUCCACUCAAGCCUCCUACAAUAAGGUUCAAAACCAAGAUCUACCACCCCAAUGUGGAUGAGAUGGGUCAUUUCUGCCUGCCAAUCAUCAGCAUGCAGAACUGGCAGCCUUACACAAGGAUAGAGCAAGUAAUUCAGGCCUUGAUAGAGCUGGUAAAUAAUCCUGAAAUAGACCGCCCACUGCGUAUAGACGUGGCCAAGGAGUUCAAGGAAGACCAUGAGAAAUUCCUGUUACGGGCAGAAGAUCACACCUGCAAUUUCAGUGAGAAGCGGCCAUGUGAGUGACCUGUGCUCACCAACUGGAGUCUGCCUUAUAUAAUUUUUUAGCCUCACAAGUCUUUGUCUACCAAUGGGAUGGUAGAGAAGAGGGACCAGACAAAAAAUAUGCAUGAUGAAAAUUAGAACUUUUCUGAGUUUAAAGCCAGAACUACUCAUUUAGGAACAUUUAGAUGCUUGAAUAAGCAUAGGUUCCAAGUUAAGAUGCAGAUGCAUCUGAAUUAAGUUUAAAAUCUGUGCCUGUUCAUGGUACGGAUGAAAACCUGUGUUACUUUCUCCAUCCUGGAGCUAAAAUCUUAUUAUCUGAAAGGAUAGUUCUGGCUUUAAAGUCAGUAUUGGAUUUCAAUAAAUUUCAUAUUGAACUGAAGAGAUGACAUAGUUUUCUAAAACAAAAUAUUUUCCCUCAAAAAAGCAGAACAAAUGAGGACAUUUGCAAAGUUACAGGAGUACAUCAUAGGAAUAAAAUUAGAAUUCCACAGAUAAAAAGUAGUAAGCUUUCUGUUUUCCAAAUACUUUCUAAGCAAAGAAUGGUUUAUCUGGAACAGACCAAUAGGAAUACUUCUGGAAAAGAAUAUUGCAGUUGAUGCUUGUUGCAUGCCAUUCUCUUGCUAGUAUAUCUUACCUUGGAUAAAGAAAAUAAGCACAUUCUUAAUUCUUUUUAAUUUGUUCUUCAUAUAAGUUUCCACUUUCAUAGUCAUUCCUGUAGUACUUCAGGAUUGUUUCCAAAUCUUUCUUUUUCAAUUCCAAGUUUAAUUUAUUUAAUGUAUUGUAGUGUUUCCCUUUUUUCUUAAACCUUAGUAAUUGCAUAGACUGUGUGGCUUUUUAACUUUCCUCCUGUCAUCAUGAAAGUAUAUGUUGAGCUGACUUUCUGUUCUGUAAUAAAUGUAUGCUAUAAUAUAUUACAAAUAAUUAUAUAUUACUACAUUACA